Rattus norvegicus (Norway rat) is the source of this 8422-nucleotide messenger RNA. The record is from RefSeq and is a predicted model, not a curated record. NCBI's taxonomy places the organism in Eukaryota, Metazoa, Chordata, Mammalia, Rodentia, Muridae.
UACUUUUGUCUAACUGGGUGAAAGGUAUUAGAAACUAGUUUUAAUUUACGUCAUCUGUUUGUUUAUUGAUUUAGACAUCUAGGUGACCCUAAAUACUGCAAGGGAAUUGUGAAAUUUUUUAUAGCAUUUUUUAAAUGCUCGUUUGAAUCUCAAAAAGUGAAUUGUGAUGUUUGACUUUUAAAACAAUAAGGAAGUGGCUUUGCAGCUAAACAAAGUGGGAUUAUAGUGUCUUGAUGUAGUGUCUAUCCUCUGUGAUCACAGAAACAAAUAUUUUGAAACACUUCAGAUAGCACACAGUACUUCUUGGAUGUGAUAACUUUUAUAAGCUUCUGUCUGGGUUUUAUCUUUUUCUCUCUUGCCCACUCUCCUCUUUGAAAUACCUACUUCCUAUGCUUGAGUUUUUUUGAACCGACCAGAGAAACUAGAAUUGACACUUUGCUGAAUAGCAAUGACCUCAGUAGUGAUCUAAAGGAAUGGAGUCAUGAGGGUCCAUGUCACCUCAAAAAGGGUCACACCAGCACCAUUGUGGUAAGGAGCAGAUGGUCAUGCUUGUCUUCAUAGUAAUUAAAUUUAAUCUAGAAAUACUCCCAUGGUUUAUCCCAAGCCCGAAGGCUUUGUUCUUCAAUAAGGAUCUAGUUUGUAAAAAUAAAACCAAAAUGAAGCUGUAUCAGUACAUCGUCAAUAGAAUAAAAAAAGAAGAAGAAAGGAAGUUUUCAUUACAAAUGUAACUGAGUAACAUACACUCCAUCACUUACAUAUCAUUCUACAUGUGUUUUCAUAGAUCACUGGUUGGAAACUACAAACUACAUACUUAGUUGCCAUUAAAAGGCAUAAACGCAAUUAUUUAAAGAAAAUAUGAUUGCCUGAUAAAUUCAGAAGAUAUGUUUACAUUAAUGCUGAUUAACAUAAUUCCUCUCAAAAAUCCGGUGAGAGUGUUCAUAGUAUGCUGCUCUCGUUAAGACAGACUUCCAUCCCCAGUCUUUCUACCCUCUCAGCUAUAAUCAGGGCUGUGCAUAUUUUUUUCCAGGAUAAAUAAUUACACUUUUCUAUGAGGAAAAAAAACCUGUUUCAGAUGGAUUUGAAUUGCUAAUGCUUUGCCAGUGACCAAAAACCUUAACAGAAAUGCUGUAAUGUUAAGUUGAGAUAGGACAAGGUAACCAUAGGGCAAUAGGACAAGUUAACAGGCUGCAUAGAUUGAAAUAGGACCAGGUGGUUAGUAGGGCUGGGAAGAUGCCUUAGCAGCGAAGAGCAUUGGCUCUUCUACAGGACCUGGGUUCAAACCUCGGGACACACAUGGUAGCUUGCCAGAGGCCUCCAGGGCCACUGCAUGUUUGUGAUGGAUAAACAUACACAAGCAGGCAAAACACCUAAACACAUUAAAUAAAAAUAACUCUUUAUUUAAAAAAAUGUUGAGCCUAGCAUAGUGGGAGCAUGACUUCAGCCCCAGUACUUAAGAGGCAGAGGCAGGUGGAUCUCUGUGAGUCUGAGGUCAGUCUAGUCUACUUAAUGGAUUCCAGUACAGUCAGGGUUAUACAGAGAGACCUGUCUUAAACGAACCAGCAAACAAACAGAUACAUAAAUAAAGGAGAUAAUAAAAGUAUUUAAAGAUGUGUAAAAGGUAGACGUUUUGUGUUGUCUUCCUUUUAGUUCAUAGAAGGUUUGAUCUGUUACAAUUACGUGUGGAUUUUUCACUUGUUGCAUAUUAAUUACACAUGCAUGUUUAUGGUGCCCAUGGUAGAAGACACCAACUAAAAACUGACUUCUUUUAGGGUUUAAAAAAAUCAGAUUAGGGUUGGGGAUUUAGCUCAGCGGUAGAGCGCUUGCCUAGCGAGCGCAAGGCCCUGGGUUCGGUCCCCAACUCCAAAAAAAAAGAAAAAAAUCAGAUUAAUAUAGUGAAAAAUACAAUGAACUAUUACUUAGUCUUUUUAAGGGGAAAUUUUUGAUACAGGAUACAGGAUGGAUGUACUUUGAGGACAUUAUGCUAAGUUAAAGAGGAGGAUAAAUGAUGGAUUCUGUAAGAAUCAUCCACUUAUGUGGAUUACCUAGGCAGUUAAAUUCAUAGAGACAGAAAGAAGAAUGGCACUUACAAGGGACUUGGAGAGGAAUAUGAGAAGCUACUGUGUAAUGGGCAUAGGGUUUUAGUUCAGAAGAUUGUUGGAUAAAAAUGCAAGAAUAUUUACUGGUAUUAAACUGUAUAUUUAAAACCGUCAAGAUGGUACACUCAUUCUACAUGCAUUUUUAUUACAAUUACAUUUUAAAAAAUCAGCUUAAAACAAUUAAAUGUAUUUAUCAUGAAUGAAUUUGCCUUUGGACCAAGUAUCAUAGCCUUGUUCUUUUCAGUUAUGAGGUUUUGCUGUUGUUGUUUUGUUUUGUUUUUCUAGAAUAAUUCAAUAACUUGCUUCUUUGGAGCAGUUUGCUUGUUUUUUUACUUGUAACUAAUGAUGCAAUUGCAUGGCUUUGAAGUUGAAUGAGGCAGGCAGGUACUUUGUGCUAAGGGCCAGAUUCAAGGUCUCUCUAGGGAAACUGCCCAAGCAAGAGAUUACUGGGGAGGUAGACUCAAGAGUUAACAACUCUGUCACAGUACCCUCUAUUAUAAAUGCUUGGGUUUUGACCCUUGGCUCUCUGAAACCACAUGGUCACAGGCCAUAUUGCCUGUCAUGGAGAAUUUGCUACGGGAAGCCCCGUGAAUUUCUCAUGAGUAAUUCAUUCUUAUGUAGUUUGUGGAAGUAAUAGUCUCAUACCACAUUCUCUUUGGAGAAAAAUGAUGUCAUCAAUGAACUCACUCCAAUUUUAGAGUGUUCAUUGCUAUGUUUAGAGAUAAUAGCAUAGAGCUAGAGCUCAUUGGGGUUGUGUACUCAGAAGAAGUUGCAGCUUAUCAAAUAGUGUUUUGUUUUGCUUUGUUUUUGAGCAUGUUAUUUAGAAUGGGUGGAUUCUUGGGCGUCUAGUCUUCAUGGAAGCCAAGUGAGAUGGAAUGUUAGAGGGGGAAAGGUUUAAAUUACAAGAGGCUCUAACAAUGACUUACUGUGAACACAGCCCAUCCUUGUCAGUGGAGUGAAGCUACUUCAUGACAGGAUUGCGCUCUCACAAUGCUCUGGUUGUGCACAAACUAUGGACAAGCAUCCAAAACCUUAAGAACAGAGUCAUAGAAAACAGCUCAUCUGCAGAGUAUCAAAGAGUUGAUUAUUGCUCAGGACAACUCUGUCUGACUAUAAUGAUCUAGCAAAUUCCGUGGGGGGAUUGCCGCAGUUUCGACGUUCUUGUGUUGCUUCAUGCAGAGAAGACAAAAUGAACUUGAGCUCUGAGUUACAUUAACUAGCUGCACAGCACCCAAACUGCCUGAACAGACACCAUUUGUUUUGAUGCUGGACAUUUCUGUGUGAUACAGGAAUUCCUAGGCAGACUCCAGAAAAGUGGGUGUCAAUUCACUUUGAGAGUCUAAUGUGAUGAUCUAGAUACUUUCUCUAUUCCUUAAUGCCUCCUUAUUAAUCAGAUCCUGCUCUCAAUAGUUGGGUGGCCAUGGCCAAAUUGCUAAACCAGUGUGGUGCUACUAUUUUAAAAUAGCGUUUGAAAGAUGAUUGUGGAUGGACUGAUGGAAUCGUAUUGGUUACUUAUGGAAGGCCUCUAGGAUGCAAUAAAUGUUCAGUGGAUGUGGGGGGAGCAGUCAAGAGCAUGGAAGUGACUCAACCAGUCUAUCAUUUUCCUUCGCCAUCCAGCAGAGGUCAAUUUUACAGGAUCUCCCUAAAAUGAAAAUGCAGCUUUAAAGCAUUCCUCAUUUUCAUGGUAUGGAAGACAUUGGGUUAGCAAUCUCCAUCCCAUCACAGUAGAAUCAGCUGGAACAUUCUAAAUCAGUGAGAUGGACUGGUGUGACUAGGUCUGGGUAAGAUCUGGAAAGUAUUUCAUAUCCAGAGUUCCCAAUAACUUUUAAAGACUAAACCACGUAAUCAACUGGAACUCUUUAUAAGGCACACAUUUUAAAUGGCAUCUGAGGAGGUUGGGUCCAGGCUCUUUGCAAACUUCCAAUCCCCUGACUCUUCCGGGAGCCCCCUGUACACGUUUGUCUGACUGUGUCCAGGCACCUGGGGCACUGGAUCUCCUGGAGACACGGAGGAGAGGUUCUCACCCAGAAUUAUACUGCCCUUCUUGGCCUGGGACUCUUGGAAAGGACUAGGUAGGAUCUGAAAUGUUCAUAGAUUCACAUUUUCAGGGGUGUGCAGGGAUGGGGAGAUGGAGGGCGGGGUGCUCAUUAAGUUGUGUUAUCCUUGUGGAGAGAUUUAAAAGGUAGGGGUGUGAAUAGAUAAAACCUUAAGAUUUCACUUAAUUUCUAAAUUCAGGGAGAGAAAUACCCAGUGAUUUUUACAAAUUCCGAAGUUCCAGGACAACUUAACUGACCCUCAAUCCAGACAUAGUCUGAUUCUCCAUGUUUAAUUGCUAGGAAGGGGGAGGGCCCACAGAACGGACCAGAAGAGAAAUAAAAUGAAGGGAUCCCUCAAAGAGUUGACAGCUAAGCGAAGCCUUUUACAUCGGUAGGGGAAAAACCACAGUAACGGGCACUGCACUCCGGCUGCACUCCUGGCAACUGACCCUGACACGGUUGAAAUAAAUUUCAACUUUUUAUCUUCCUUUGGAGAAAGAUAAGAAGGGCACACAGCUACAUGGCAGCAAGAAAACAUGACCCCUGGGCCAUUCGCCCGGGAUGAAAGGAUAAAGAACACUUCCUCUCCUGGGACGGCAGAGAAUGGGAAGUGCCUGCCUUCUCCUUGCUCAACAAUGCUUCAGGGAUAUUUUAUUCAGUAAUAUAUUUCACAAGUGCUUGAAUUUUUCAUUGUCAAUGCUAAAUCCAGGAAGAAUUCUGGAAGAAGAAAUGACUAGAUAUGCAUACUACUAUUCGGGACUAGGUGGUGGAGUUCUUUUGGCUGCCUAUAUCCAAGUCUCCUUCUGGACUUUGGCAGCUGGCCGACAAAUAAGGAAAAUCAGGCAAAAAUUUUUUCACGCCAUCCUUCGACAAGAAAUGGGCUGGUUUGAUAUCAAGGGCACCACCGAACUCAACACGCGGCUGACAGAUGACAUCUCCAAAAUCAGUGAAGGAAUUGGUGACAAGGUUGGAAUGUUCUUUCAAGCAAUAGCCACGUUUUUUGCAGGAUUCAUAGUGGGGUUCAUCAGAGGCUGGAAACUCACCCUCGUGAUCAUGGCCAUCAGCCCCAUCUUGGGGCUCUCUACAGCCGUUUGGGCAAAGAUACUCUCAACAUUCAGUGACAAAGAACUAGCUGCCUAUGCAAAAGCAGGUGCCGUGGCGGAAGAGGCUCUGGGAGCCAUCAGGACCGUGAUAGCUUUCGGGGGCCAGAACAAAGAGCUAGAAAGGUAUCAGAAGCAUUUAGAAAAUGCCAAAAAGAUUGGAAUUAAAAAGGCUAUCUCGGCCAACAUUUCCAUGGGCAUUGCCUUUUUGUUAAUAUAUGCAUCCUAUGCACUGGCCUUCUGGUACGGAUCCACUCUGGUUAUAUCAAAAGAAUAUACAAUUGGAAAUGCCAUGACAGUGUUCUUCUCAAUCCUCAUUGGGGCCUUCAGUGUGGGGCAGGCUGCCCCCUGUAUUGAUGCCUUUGCCAAUGCUAGAGGAGCAGCCUAUGUGAUCUUUGACAUUAUUGAUAAUAAUCCUAAAAUUGACAGUUUUUCAGAGAGAGGACACAAGCCAGACAGCAUCAAAGGAAAUUUGGAGUUCAGUGACGUUCACUUUUCCUACCCAUCUCGGGCUAAUAUCAAGAUCUUGAAGGGCCUCAACCUGAAGGUGAAGAGCGGGCAGACGGUAGCCCUGGUUGGCAACAGUGGCUGUGGGAAAAGCACAACUGUCCAGCUGCUGCAGAGGCUCUACGACCCCACAGAGGGUACGAUUAGCAUCGAUGGGCAGGACAUCCGGAACUUUAACGUCAGGUGUCUAAGGGAAUUCAUCGGCGUGGUGAGUCAAGAGCCGGUACUGUUCUCUACCACGAUUGCUGAAAAUAUCCGCUAUGGCCGUGGGAAUGUAACAAUGGAUGAGAUUAAAAAAGCUGUCAAAGAGGCCAAUGCCUAUGACUUCAUCAUGAAACUGCCACAGAAAUUUGACACCCUGGUUGGUGACAGAGGGGCGCAGCUGAGCGGGGGACAGAAACAGAGGAUCGCCAUUGCUCGUGCCUUGGUCCGCAACCCCAAGAUCCUCCUGCUGGACGAGGCCACGUCAGCCUUGGACACAGAAAGCGAAGCUGAGGUGCAGGCCGCUCUGGAUAAGGCCAGAGAAGGCCGGACCACCAUCGUGAUAGCUCACCGACUGUCAACUGUCCGGAAUGCAGAUGUCAUCGCUGGGUUUGAGGAUGGCGUCAUCGUGGAGCAAGGAAGCCACAGUGAGCUGAUAAAGAAGGAAGGGAUCUACUUCAGACUUGUUAACAUGCAGACAUCAGGAAGCCAGAUCCUGUCAGAAGAAUUUGAAGUUGAGCUAAGUGAUGAAAAGGCUGCUGGAGGUGUGGCCCCAAAUGGCUGGAAAGCACGCAUAUUUAGGAAUUCUACGAAGAAAAGUCUGAAAAGUUCACGGGCGCAUCAAAAUAGGCUGGAUGUGGAAACCAAUGAACUUGAUGCAAACGUGCCACCAGUGUCUUUUCUGAAGGUCUUAAGACUGAAUAAAACAGAGUGGCCCUACUUUGUGGUGGGGACACUCUGUGCCAUUGCCAACGGGGCCCUCCAGCCGGCAUUCUCCAUCAUCCUGUCAGAGAUGAUAGCUAUCUUUGGCCCUGGGGAUGACACAGUAAAGCAACAGAAGUGUAACAUGUUCUCGCUGGUCUUCUUGGGCCUAGGAGUCCUCUCCUUCUUUACUUUCUUCCUUCAGGGUUUCACAUUCGGGAAAGCUGGCGAGAUCCUCACCACAAGGCUCCGGUCCAUGGCCUUCAAAGCAAUGCUAAGACAGGACAUGAGCUGGUUUGACGAUCAUAAAAACAGUACUGGUGCCCUCUCUACAAGACUCGCCACAGACGCUGCGCAGGUCCAAGGAGCCACAGGAACCAGGUUGGCUUUAAUUGCACAGAACACAGCCAACCUUGGAACGGGUAUUAUUAUAUCAUUUAUUUACGGUUGGCAACUGACACUUCUGCUCUUAUCAGUUGUUCCAUUCAUUGCUGUAGCGGGAAUUGUUGAAAUGAAAAUGUUGGCUGGCAACGCCAAGAGAGAUAAAAAGGAGAUGGAAGCUGCUGGAAAGAUUGCAACAGAGGCAAUAGAAAAUAUUCGGACUGUUGUAUCCUUGACCCAAGAGAGAAAAUUUGAGUCAAUGUAUGUUGAAAAAUUACACGGACCUUACAGGAAUUCAGUGCGGAAGGCUCACAUCUACGGCAUCACUUUUAGCAUCUCACAAGCAUUCAUGUACUUUUCUUAUGCUGGCUGCUUUCGAUUUGGUUCUUACCUCAUUGUGAAUGGACACAUGCGCUUCAAGGAUGUCAUCCUGGUGUUCUCAGCAAUCGUGCUUGGUGCAGUGGCUCUAGGACAUGCCAGCUCAUUUGCUCCAGACUAUGCAAAAGCCAAGCUGUCUGCAGCGUACUUAUUCAGUCUGUUUGAAAGACAACCUCUGAUUGACAGCUACAGCAGAGAAGGAAUGUGGCCGGAUAAGUUUGAAGGAAGCGUGACAUUCAAUGAAGUUGUGUUCAAUUAUCCCACCCGGGCCAAUGUGCCAGUGCUUCAGGGGCUGAGCCUCGAGGUGAAGAAGGGGCAGACCCUGGCCCUGGUGGGCAGCAGUGGCUGCGGGAAGAGCACCGUGGUCCAGCUGCUCGAGCGCUUCUACGACCCCAUGGCCGGAACAGUGCUCCUCGAUGGUCAGGAAGCAAAGAAACUCAAUGUCCAGUGGCUCCGAGCUCAACUUGGCAUUGUGUCCCAGGAGCCCAUCCUGUUUGACUGCAGCAUCGCCGAGAACAUCGCCUACGGAGACAACAGCCGUGUCGUGUCUCAGGAUGAGAUUGUGAGGGCGGCCAAGGAGGCCAACAUCCACCCCUUCAUUGAGACACUGCCCCAAAAGUAUGAAACAAGAGUAGGAGACAAGGGGACACAGCUCUCUGGAGGCCAGAAACAGAGGAUUGCUAUCGCCCGAGCCCUCAUCAGACAGCCUCGGGUCCUACUGCUGGAUGAAGCCACGUCGGCUUUGGACACUGAGAGUGAAAAGGUCGUCCAGGAAGCGCUGGACAAAGCCAGGGAAGGCCGCACCUGCAUUGUGAUCGCGCACCGCCUGUCCACCAUCCAGAACGCAGACUUGAUCGUGGUGAUCGACAACGGCAAGGUCAAGGAGCACGGCACCCACCAGCAGCUGCUGGCCCAGAAAGGCAUCUAUUUCUCCAUGGUCAACAUUCAAGCUGGCACACAGAACUUAUGAACUUGUUACAGUAUAUUUUUAAAAUAAAUUCCAAUCGUUUUUUUCACUUUA